CCUAUCAACUAACAGGUUGUGUCACUUUGAGCUAUAAAAUUCUUAGUAAUUUCAGAGACACUCUUUUUUUUAACACUUUCUUUUUAAUAAAUUCCAUUUUUAGUUUCGAAUUCCGGGAAAUUCUUUCUUCUUCUUCGUCUCGAAAAGUCAUCAUAUUAAAAAGGCUGAGGGCCACACGCAUAUUAUGAUUGGUUUGCUUCUGUAGCAUAGGAGAAGACGAAGACGAAGAGACAGAGGAGGGGGGCAAAUGGCGGCAAUUUCAAUUUGUGGUUGCUAUGCGAACCCUUAUCAUUCAGAAUCACAAACAGUUUCAGUUAGCAUCGCGGUAUAUAGACAGAGAGUUCAUAGAUUCCGAUGCUGCUCCAAUUUCAAGCCCCAUCCAUCCAUUAACAGUGAGAAAGGAGCAACGCCGCUUUUGAAAAUCGCAGUCAGCGCCGUCACUGAGCUCCUCAGAUUCUUCUCCUCCUCCGGGAAGGACCGAUUGAGCACAGUAAAUAAUGAGCUGAGAAAUGAAGCUUCAGUCUCAAGCAUUGAUGAUGUUGUGAUGAUCCUCGAGUCAGAUUACAAGAAUGCAUAUUUUGUUACAGGUGUUUUCACUUGUUCAAUCUAUUCUGAAGAUUGUUUGUUUGAAGAUCCAACUAUUCAAUUUCGAGGUACAGAAUUAUAUUCACGCAACUUGAAAUUGCUUGUACCUUUCUUUGACUGUCCGUCCAUAUCACUUCAAAAGAUUGAGGAGGGUGUCAGUUCUGAAGGAAAUUUUGUAUUGGCAUCCUGGAAAUUGAGGACCCAUCUGAGACUUCCAUGGAGGCCACUCAUCUCAAUUCACGGGAGUACAGUCUAUGAUUUAGAUGACAAAUUCAAAAUUAUUAGGCAUUCUGAGAGUUGGGACGUAUCUGCCAUUGAAGCAAUUGCCCAGAUAUUUACACCCAGUUCUUAAUGUCUUUGCCUGUAAAUGUCUUCUUAGAAGAGGUCGUACUUUUACCAUUACCAACUGCAAGCAUUAACCGCUGGUUUAAAUGUUAAGGCAACCCCAGUCUCAAGUCUGGCGCAGACUCUUGAAGAUCCUCUAUUAUACAAUUUAUUUUGUAAGUAGUUGGCGAGCAACCAUACUCUCUAUUUAUUGACUUCUAGACUGCUUUGUAUGUCAUAAAUUUAUGCAAGCCCAGCAAUAGUAUAUUUGUAUUGUUUCUUGAGAAAACACAAGAAUAACUAUUUAAUGGGACUUUUAAUCAUUCAUUUAAUCACAAUACUAAUCAUUACCAAUCAACCAUGUACGUGAUUGAACUUUAAUUUCAAUUGGUAUAUGAUCUCUUCUGUACUGAUUAACGUGAUGCAAAGGUUAUGACUAGCUUUCUGGGUUGUGGCCUCUAAUGUCAUGUAUAGCCUUUGAAGAAAAAUGGAGUAAUAAUGUCCAUCUGAUACGGGAAGCUCAAGAAUUAUACGGGAAGUGAAAUGAGAGGUUUACUUUAAUUCGAUUGACGAUCUCUUCGUGUUCUUUUCUUCUUCUUCAGUAAUCAAAUCAGGCGUGUUCGCAGGCCAAGCCGUGCAGCACCGCCUUCAUGAGUAAGCUAUCCGGCUGGAGAAUGACGAGAACCGGCGAGUGGCCCAUCCCGCGAGCCUUGGCCAGCAUGAUCUCCCUCAUCAGCGACCGGAACUCGACCCCAUCGAUGGCUCCCUUCUGCUUCGCGUCGAACUUGUCGAACAGAGUAUCGUACAGCUUGCGGAUCUCCUCCUUGGACUGCAACUCGAACUCGCCGGAUCCCAGCGAGCCGCUACGCUCCUCCAGAUCCAGCCGCGACAGCUCUCCCUUGCCGUCGGCGAGCCUGGCGAAGUGCUCCUCCACGCAUUUCUCGAACACCUCGCCGUCCUCCACGAAAUCCACCACCGUCGCGCCCUCCAAGCACGCCACACUCAUGAUUUUUAUGACUAAUUUCUUGUAAUACGCAUCCGCAUCCGCCGCCGCCGCCGGCUGCUAA
Molecule: messenger RNA, 1976 nt
Organism: Diospyros lotus (date-plum)
Lineage: Eukaryota; Viridiplantae; Streptophyta; Magnoliopsida; Ericales; Ebenaceae
Exons: 8
Coding region: 248-937 (229 amino acids)
Source: RefSeq, a predicted model, not a curated record